AUGAGCCUCGAAGAAUACGGGAGCCUCAGCGCAGAAUACUUCUUGGCCAAGAGAGAGUUGUCAGAUGAGCUGAAGGAGAUUGCCGCGACGGUCUCCGUAAGCAAAGAUUUCCAGAACAUGCAAGUGUAUGGCAGCUCCGCGCUCCAGCACAUGCGGUUUUACUCGGACGUCGAUGCCGUGGAGGUGGUCAAGCUCAGUGCUACCUCAAGGGCAGCAGCAGCUGAUGAGGCGGCCAGGCUCCUUCAGCAAUUGGUGUCGCGGAUCGAAGAGAAGGGUGCAAUCUUUCUUGAGCUGAAGGCAGGUGUCAACGAGCAGUGGGAGGCGCCUUUGAGCCAGGUGGUAGAAGCAAGCCAGAUGUCGGAACAUUACAAUGACAUUUCGGAAGAAGGAUUCGAUUCUAGAGAAGCUAGAGAAGGAUUCAAACUGGAAUUGGACAUUCUGAGGCAAAAUGAAGUGGUUCAGGAACAUGAGGGAGGCUUGGAGGAUGAUCCUUUUCCGAAGUGGUUCCUCAACGAGAACGAGUGGGGCCCGCGUGUUCAUCGAGAGCUCCAUGCGUUUGGCGGUUUCGAUGCCCAGCGGGGGGGGGCGUUUGCGAGCACCGAGGAGGAGACUUGCGCAUAG
Messenger RNA from Effrenium voratum, 621 nucleotides. The record is from the annotation of a GenBank genome assembly. NCBI's taxonomy places the organism in Eukaryota, Dinophyceae, Suessiales, Symbiodiniaceae.